This is a messenger RNA of Cryptomeria japonica (Japanese cedar), 999 nucleotides long. RefSeq lists its product as uncharacterized. Gene Ontology annotation, molecular function: protein phosphatase 1 binding; protein phosphatase regulator activity. NCBI's taxonomy places the organism in Eukaryota, Viridiplantae, Streptophyta, Pinopsida, Cupressales, Cupressaceae. The record is from RefSeq and is a predicted model, not a curated record. The coding region runs from base 284 to 946 and encodes 220 amino acids. The transcript is spliced from 3 exons. Gene Ontology annotation, cellular component: plasma membrane.
GGUAGUGUAGAUGGAACAAGUAUCACACAAAAUUUUACUUGUGGAUUAUGAAAAAUAUUAACAUGGAAGGGGUGUUGCAAGGUGUGCACCCUUGGUCUCCUUGUGUUGUGCAGUGGAGCGCUCGAGUUUGUGACAUGGCCUAACCAUCUCCUGUGGAUUCUAUAAGUCUAGUGGUUGUAUCAAGUAUUAACAGGGUGAUCUUUUGGUGGAAUGGCUACUGCAUUUGUAACAAGUGGUAUCAAAACUUGGUCACAGGAUCAAACCCCCGAUUGCAUUGGAGAAUAUGGUGUCGAAUGUGGAUCGUGCUUCGCAAGAAGAAAGCGAUUCCGUUAUGGUUGAACCUGCUCAUGUUCAGGCUGUGGUGUUCGAUGAGAUAACUCCAGAUUCAACUGAAGUUAAACAGUCGACGGCACCAGAUCUCCGACUAGAUCAAUCUCCUGUCACUAAUAAUAGUAAAUAUGCUACUCAGGUGACAAUGGCGGUGGCGUUCGCGGGAGGAAGCUUCGCUGUCAUGUCCCAAAUCCCUGGAGGUGUGAAGAACGUGGGGAGAGCUGUUAUGGAUAACACCAUUGGUUUCAACCUAUUUUUGGUCGCAAACAUGGUAGCUCUUCACGCUUCGCUGGCAGUUGGUAUGAUUGUGGCCACUGUGUCGCAUAUAUCUGCAGAGAUGGAGUACUUGAUCAGCAUGAGUCUGUGGGCAGCAGCAGUGUGCUUCGAUUUGACAUUCCAUGCUGCAUUGUAUGUGGUGUUGCUCCCCAAACACAGGUGGAUUGUGCUGUGCUCUGGUGCUGCAGUUACAAUAGCGUUGGCAUGCCUGCUAUUACAUCGCUUUUACACCACGCUCUACCAAGUUUCUGCGAUCUGGGAUGGCUUUUUAAGGAGGCCAUUUUUCAAAAGACAGCAGGGGAUGGCAAGUCAAAGAAAAAUUAUACAGUUAAAUAUAUGAAAAAAAAUUAAUAACGCAUUUACUAUACAUUAUAAUUUUUUUAUAUAACAUUA